AUGAUGAAUUUUGCUACAUCCGUGUGUAGAAGAUUGAAACUCAGUGAGCUGGUUACAAAUGUUCCUGUCUACAGCACUGCUAGUGAUGUAUCUGGAGGUGGUUUGAGCUUGAUAUUCAGGCGUUGGGCUACCAAAAAGACAGCAGGAUCCACGAAGAAUGGCCGAGACUCGAAACCAAAGAACCUUGGAGUGAAGAAGUUUGGUGGAGAGAGAGUGAUACCAGGGAACAUUAUUGUCCGUCAAAGGGGAACCCGUUUUCAUCCAGGAGAUUAUGUUGGAAUGGGGAAGGAUCACACCCUAUUUGCUUUGAAAGAAGGGAAUGUCAAGUUUGAAUGGGACAAGCUGAGUGGACGCAAGUGGGUGCACAUUAUCCCCAUGGCUGGGCAUAUUCUUCACCCUGUUUACUCGAAUGCUAAAGCUCCAAAGCUGGAAGCAGCUGGUUAA
Molecule: messenger RNA, 444 nt
Organism: Ilex paraguariensis (yerba mate)
Lineage: Eukaryota; Viridiplantae; Streptophyta; Magnoliopsida; Aquifoliales; Aquifoliaceae
Source: the annotation of a GenBank genome assembly